UGUGUCAGCUGAGACACUAGACAGUGUGAGUGUGCAGACCGACACUUUUGGUUUUUCUUCACAGACACAUGUCAUCAUACUCAUUUUUUACCAUAAAAGUCGCCUUCUCAAUAUUCUACAGGUAUUUGGUCACAUUAAUGUCAUAAUCUUGACUAUGAUACGUGGAAGUGGGACUUUUCUGCAGCGAAAUAACGAGAACUUGUGACAAGUGAUUCUGCAAACUCGCAGUGCCGAAAUCUGUUCAGUUUUAUGAAAAAAUGAUUUCGACGCAACUCUCCAGAAUUCGAUCUCCGCAACACCGAUUCACGUGUAUUUUGUCUACAUUUUGUACACCGUACAUUCCAUGUACAUUUUCAUGUUUUAUAUAAAAUCUACGAUUUUCGUCCCGAAAUAACGCUCAAAAACACAACAUGACGAGACAGGCAUCCUUAUCUGAGAUAUUCGCCAGCUUUGAAGAGUACAUGAAAACAGAAAGUGACAAAAGAGAGGAGAUCAGGAAUCAGGUGAAGAUACUGGAGCAGACGGCUCGGCAGUUGAUCACGAGUCUUCAGGGGAUUCAUCAAGCAGACGGCAUCAAACAUACCUCCGACAUCUGUAAGACGGUACGAGGAUCGUUAGAAACAGUCAAGUCUCAGUACAAAGAUCUCGGUGUCAAGAUACCUGACGGACAGUAUUAUAGGUUCCAUGACCACUGGCGGUUAGUCACUCAGAGACUGGUGUUUGUGACGGCACUGGUGGUCUAUCUGGAGUCCGAGAGACUCGUGACGAGGGAGGAGACAGCAGAGAUGUUAGGAAUCCAUGUUGAUAAAGCUGAGGGUUUCCAUAUUGAUCUCGACGACUUCCUUAUGGGGCUGCUUCUUGUAGCCAGUGAACUGUCCCGGAUGUGUAUCAAUGCAGUGACGGCCGGAGACUACACGCGACCGCUUCGUAUCGGACAAUUCGUGGGAGAACUGGACUCGGGAUUCAGACUCCUAAAUCUGAAAAACGAUGCUCUGAGAAAAAGAUUUGACGCUUUAAAAUACGAUUUGAAGAAAAUUGAGGAGGUGAUUUAUGACAUUACUAUACGUGGUCUCGUACCGGGGGACAGACAAGCAGCGUCACCUAUCUCUGGUUCAGGAGACUCGCCUAGGGCGGUUGGUGCUACUGAGACAUCCUUGGAGGAUUGAUGGAAGGAACUGUGUACUGGGGGCGCCCCUGGUGUUUGUGUCUUGGCAUUGGAUAGAGGAUGAGACAGUCCUCCCUUUUUGGCUCACCGUAGGUGAGUCUAUACAAUAGGGCAGCGUCCGUCGUCGUCUGUAUCCUGUUUCAAAAACAGUGGCACUUUCUUAACCGCUAGAGCUAUGAACUUGAAACUUUGUACACAGGUCAACCCAGGUCAAGUGACUUCUGACAAUCAAUUUCGGUUCAAUCUGAUUCUUUACUUGGCCUCUAGGGGGCCAGAAGUAAAAACCUAAAAAGUGUGAUGUAUCUCUGAUGAGCGACUUGUUUUCAAUAAAAUUUAUGUGCCAUGGGGUAUGUCAGGUCACCAUGACCUGAUCAUGACAUUUCAUUUCGAUCAGCCCACUGCAUGCCCCAGAUUGCUCAAUAUAUGCAUGGGUUACCUUGCAACUCAUUUUAAUCUGUUGCAACUAGUUGUGGUCACUGCAGUCUUCGUAGGAGUGAUUUGCUGCAGUGCAGCUGUUUGUGUUAUAUCGGAUUGCUGUGGAAAUAGCAUACCACCAGCAUUCUGACUUGACUUGUCCCCAAGCCUCUCUCCACGCAUUCUUGACUUGUUUGAGCAGCUUGAACCACUGUUAAUGGUCUUCCAGUCUGCAGCAAGACUUUUAGAGACUAACCACUGCCUCCUUGAGGAAUAUGAGAGUUUUUGCCGAAGUUUCUCAUUCAAUAUUCAGAUUUUUUGCUGAUUAUUAUUGUGUUGUAAAUAUAGGCAUCUCGCUUCCAGUUGUGAAAUUAUCAGUCACGAUAUGUUUGUAAUAAAAAAUUUGAGACUAUUCUGAGUUUAUAACAUGGUUGUUUGUCCAAACGUUUCCUCAAAUAGUAUCGAGUCAAACGGCCCCAGGGUUUUUUUUAACUCUGAAACCGUGUGACAUUAUAUUUUGAUUAUUCGUCAAUGGAUUUAAAGUUUGAAGUUAAAAUCGAGUUUAAUUGGUCCGUUUUAACCAGGUGCCGAUUUAGUCUGGGGCAGAUUAGACUGCUGAGCCCUUGAGUCCUCUGGCUUCAUUGUACAUUGUAUUACAUGUUGGCUGCA
This is a messenger RNA of Lineus longissimus, 2248 nucleotides long. Its product is annotated as translin-like. Gene Ontology annotation, cellular component: nucleus; cytoplasm. The record is from RefSeq and is a predicted model, not a curated record. The transcript has 5 exons. Bases 411 to 1166 code for a protein of 251 amino acids. Gene Ontology annotation, molecular function: RNA binding; single-stranded DNA binding; sequence-specific DNA binding. NCBI's taxonomy places the organism in Eukaryota, Metazoa, Nemertea, Pilidiophora, Heteronemertea, Lineidae. Gene Ontology annotation, biological process: RNA metabolic process.